UUGCGAAACCGGUCAUCAUUUCUAAACGAGUCGGCGCAGUGAAUAAUAUCGUCUGAGAGCUUUCAUUCACGAUGGCAAUAAGUUUAGCGAAAAAGAAUCUUCGAGAUUCAAUAAAGAAUAUUUUAAAAGCAAUUGACUCACAGGAAAAAACAAAACAAGGAGAAAAAGUUUUUCAAAAAUUGACUGCCCUGCCGCAAUAUAUUGAAGGUAAAAGGGUUUCUCUCUUUUUAAGUACUGACGAUGAAAUAGACACAAAACGUAUACUGAAAGAUCUCUUUGAAAAACAGAAGGAAGUAUUCGUUCCUCGAUAUGGAGGUUCGAAAAUGCAAAUGGUUAAAUUGAACUCGAUGAGCGAUUACGAAAAAUUACCCCUCACGAGUUGGAAUAUUAAACAACCGCAUAAAAAUGACAUAAGAGAAGAUGCCCUUGAAACUGGUGGGUUAGAUUUGAUAAUUGUCCCUGGAGUCGCCUUUAGUCGUGAAGGUAAACGUUUAGGUCACGGGGGAGGAUAUUAUGACUCUUAUCUGAGAAAUAUCACGAAAAUUCAAGAACGAAAGCCACAUUUGAUUGCAGUUGCAUUUAAUGAACAAAUCUGCGAGGAAAUUCCUACCAACGAACUCGAUUAUGAAGUGGAUUUAGUUCUUACCGCAAAUUCCAGUAACUGAAGAGACUGGAUAUUUCUAGAAAUGUGCUCAUAAAAUUUUUAUUUUUACACUUUCGUAAAACUUGUAUACUUUUAUCUCAAAUAUUUAUAUUUUAUUUCAAUUUUAAUCUAACUGAAUAUUAAAUUAAACUAAUAUUAGGAACAAUCGACUAAUUUUGAAAUAUUUAUUUUUUACUGAAAGAAAUAUUUUGUAAU
Messenger RNA from Leptopilina heterotoma, 859 nucleotides. It is a transcript of the gene Mthfs, whose product is annotated as 5-formyltetrahydrofolate cyclo-ligase. Gene Ontology annotation, molecular function: 5-formyltetrahydrofolate cyclo-ligase activity. Gene Ontology annotation, cellular component: mitochondrion. The transcript is spliced from 3 exons. The record is from RefSeq and is a predicted model, not a curated record. Bases 72 to 665 code for a protein of 197 amino acids. NCBI's taxonomy places the organism in Eukaryota, Metazoa, Arthropoda, Insecta, Hymenoptera, Figitidae. Gene Ontology annotation, biological process: tetrahydrofolate interconversion; folic acid-containing compound biosynthetic process.